This is a messenger RNA of Coturnix japonica (Japanese quail), 5827 nucleotides long. It is a transcript of the gene KCTD18, whose product is annotated as potassium channel tetramerization domain containing 18. Gene Ontology annotation, biological process: protein homooligomerization. The record is from RefSeq and is a predicted model, not a curated record. NCBI's taxonomy places the organism in Eukaryota, Metazoa, Chordata, Aves, Galliformes, Phasianidae.
UGUCUUGUCUCGCACGCCCCCAGCCCGGCCCUUCCUGUCGCCAUUUUGCGGAUCCGAGGCGGCCCGGAGGCACCGGGCCCGAACCGGCCGCGGGGAGGCGGCUGAGCAGUGUGGAAUAGCUCGUAAUUAACAUUCUCAUUUGCAAAUGCAAUGGAAGAGGACAAGGCUGCAGAGGAGCAGGGUAUCCUACGGCUGAACGUGCGGGGAUGUUUGUACACCGCCAGGCGCCGGUCCCUGUGCCGCUUCAAGGACUCCAUGCUGGCUUCCAUGUUUAGUGGACGCUUUCCUCUAAAAGUGGAUGAGUCUGGAGCCUGUCUAAUUGAUCGAGAUGGAAGCUUGUUUAAAUACCUUUUGGAUUAUCUUCAUGGAGAAGUUCGGAUUCCUGAAGAUGAGCAGAUUCGAAUUGCAUUGCAGGAGGAAGCAGAUUAUUUUGGCAUUCCUUAUCCAUACAGUCUGUCUGACCAUUUGGCCAAUGAAAUGGAGACGUAUUCCUUAAGGUCAAAUGUAGAGCUUAAGAAGGCUUUGUUAGAUUUCUGUGAUUCUUAUGAUUUAGUCUGCACCAAGCCUACAGUUUGGGUCCUGCACUAUCUCAGCACUUCUGGGGCAAGCUGCGAGAGUAAAAUUAUUGGUGUGUAUGCCACAAGAGCUGAUGGGACUGAUGCAAUUAAUAAGGAGCUAGGAACAAAAAUCCAUAGUAAAAGCAUCUACAGAAGAGAAGCUGGAAAUAAUGUCCAAUACAUCUGGAGCUACUACUCUGAAGCUGAACUGAAAAAGAUGAUGGAUGCUUUCGGCACCUGGGAAGGAAGAGGUGUCAGCUACUGGAGAGUGCCCCAGGAGCUCAUUGAAUGCUGGACCCUUGAGGAGCGUUCUCUGAAAGGCAGUUUGCAUCAUAUGCCUCCAGUACAUAAAAGACGCUUAAUUGAUUUCUCUGAAGCAGAAGACUACAUACCUUGCAAAGUGGGUCCCAAGCCAAUUAGGUUCUCAGGUCCCUCAACAAGUACACAUAUCAAAGUGAAGAAUUCAGCUUCAUUAAAGGUAGCUGCGUGCAACACUUCACAUUCUGCAGUAACUCUUAAACGACCGAACAGUGGAAGUCUGGUACUGCACAAAGCAGCUUCUAAAACUGUGUCCACAGCAUGCAUGUCAGAGCCCAGCAAUUCCCAGGUGCUCCAUGGAAAGCAAAGUGCUGAUGACGAAGCUUCAUGUCAAAUGACUUUCAACAUCUCAUUGUCUAGAAAGCCCAUAAGCAGCCGUGCAGUAAAGCUGAAGCGAACUCCACUUUUUCUUGUGACACCAUCUCAGACAUCACCUGUGUCCAGUAAAACAAAUGAACAGGACAGAGCUGCUGUGGAAAUUCCUACUACUUCAAUGGUACUGAACAAGAAAGAAGCAGCCAUGUUAGCAGAGAGUAUUAAGCUUAAGAGUAAUAAAGAGGAUGGAUAACACUGGACUCAGCCUGCAGGCUGUGCAGCUUGAGAACGUCUGGCCUAAGAACAGCUCAUCAACUCAUAUUGUCAGUUAUUCAAGGAUUUGGUAGAAAAUUGUGGUGAGAAAGUCAGUGAAGAGCAGAGGGAGAAAUUAAGAGUAUUUUCUGAUUUUAUUUCUAAGUAUUUUUAGAAGUUGUGAGGAAAAAACAUGACUAAAAAAACCCUAAAAGACAGCGUGUUUAAUAUGGUGUCUCAUUCACAUUUGCGUCAGGCUGUACUACUGACCUUUUAAAAUACAUGCACAGUGUAAGAGACUAAAUGCUUAUCAAAUUUAAUUACAGUUAAUUCCCUUAAUCCAUAUAUUUCAAGUAGGGGAAAAAUAGAAACAGUUAUUAGAUUUGAGUUUUUCACAGGUGUGCAAUAUACUGAGUACUGUAAAGAUUUUAUUUUAAGUUGAAUGCACAAAUACUGGUACUUUCAGUGAAGAGAAGUUUCCAUUUUAUUAUUGAUAGCAAUAAAAGGGACCAUCUUUACACGUACACAGAAAAUUGAUAAAGAGGAAGGACGAGCACGGUUAGGGAGUAGUAAGGCAGUUUUUCCUUAGACCUGGGACAUAUGUACACUAGUUUCCUAGUGGGGAAACACCCUACUGGGGUGCCAUGUGCCACUGGAGCGAAGGCAGUGGUACGGCUUUUGUGUUCUGUACUACGCUGCUGUGGGAUUUUUUGUCCUCACUUUUACUAGGGUGCUUUUUGAGCAUCGACUCUGAAGAGCUCUUGUAUGUUUCUAUCAGCAAAGAAAAGCAGAAUUUGGCUCACCUUUUAAAAAGCCCUUUGGGUUUUUUAAACCAAUGCUGUUUAAGUUUCCCAGAUUUGGCUUCAUUUUAUGCAAUUGUUUGUGUGUGGUUGGGUACUGCUUUGUUGUUGCUCAUGCUUUUGCAACACAGUAAAUACUACUGGCCUUACAUGUUGAGGAGUCCUAUCACACUGCCCAAAUGAAAUGUUCUUAGAAUUUGCUUAAGUCUUCUGUUUUCUAGGUUAUUUAGAAGAAAUCACAUUUUUAGGCUUUUCAUCAUAACUGCAAGGACCUGAAAUUUCAUUUGCAAGGUAAAACAGAGAAACAGCAAAACUUCACGUACUAAUGUACUAUUUAAAGAGACACUUUGCCAUGAAUGAUAGUUAUGUAACGGUGAGCAGUUCUGUAAUUUUCUGCUGUUCACAUGUGUAUUGAAGACCAGCCUAUCUUUAAAAUCUUAAACUACUGCAAUAAGUCUAAAAGGCCACAAUGCCAAGGCUCUCCCUAUUGCUACUCAUUAUAAAAGAGACCACAGUGAGAAGGUUUCUUUGCCCUCGUCAUUUAAUAGCCCCGCUCUAAAGAGUAACAUGCAUCACACCAGUGAACUUUGAUGCUUUUUUCUUUCCCCUCGCAAUCACAGUCAAUUUUCCAGUUGGUUAGUCCUCACUUUCACGCUAUUUCCAAACCAUCCAUGAUAUGGCAUAAUGUAGAAAAGUACUAUUCCAAAUUAAUUUCUAGAAAAUUACUUCUCCGUGAUUAUGUGCCUGUUAUCACCAGGAUGUGUUUCAAAUAGAUGUAAUUCUAUCUGUAUGCUUCAGAGGAUGGAGAACUCAUACUUGCUGUAACCAAGCAGACAUUAUUUCAUCUGCUAGGGGCACAUGUUAACGCUGAUUCCUCAGGGAGACUUCUCAUCAGGCUUGUUUUCAUCUAAAGAGCCAUGGAAACACAAUGCAACCAGAUGAGCUUCUGUGAACUAGGCACUGAAUCAGAGAUGCUUCUCUAUGAAAUACAGCUCAAGUUACUUGUAAGUAAAACAACUGAUGAUUCUCUCAAGACACUGCUGCCUGUUCAUACACUGACUACUCCUAACGAAGCUACCUCUUUCCUUCAAGAUGUUCAUUCACUCCUUUAAACCCACUUAAAUUUUUUAGAUACGAAACAUUACAUAGUACAAAUCUUACUAUGACCAAAGGGAAAUGCAUGAUCCAGGUGGUAUGAUUUUGUCUGUUUAACUCUCAAUCCAUGAAGGACAAAUUCUCACCUGGCAACAAUGGGAGGCCAGUUGUACCAUCAAAAACUUGAGAGUGAAGCUGUCUAUUCCAUAGCUGCAGUUAGAGUGAAAGUGUCACUGGAAGUAAAGCUCUCUAAGGAAGUGAAGGCAAAGCUCCCAAGAGAUCUAGAUUCAUUUUGGGCAACAGCUUUUAGCAGAACAUCAAGCAGCAGAAACAGGCACAGCUGCUGUCACAGACCUUUGCUCUUUUCUGAGUUUCUCAGUACUUCCUGCAGACAUUUCUUUUUGCAGGAAAAAAAUAAAUAAAUAAAUAAAUAGAAAUCUGCCUGCUUAUACCAGCAUUUAUCACUUAGCUGAGUAACACUCUGCAAAUUCACCGGGCCACAUGCAUCAAUAAUUUGACCACUUUCAAAGUUGUCCCUUUCCCAUUUGCAUCUCUGAGCUCAUUCUAGUCUCUGGUACAACAUCCAUGAACAUAUUAGUACAGUUUGUUUAGUUGUUUGCUAUACUAAAACAGCUGUAUAAUCUCAAGUUUCUGGCAAAUUUCUGUUAUAUACUCAGGUAGGUAACUGGCAGUGGUUCUGGAGCAUUUGGCCUUUGGAGCUCACCAUAUCUCCACUACAGUGAUAAGUAAAAGGUACAGUGAAAGUUAAAGGUACAGCUGAUAUAUAAAUUCUUGAUACAACCCAGUCACUGCACGGGGAAACAGACUCACCAUAGGAAAUCCCGUCCAUCCGAGCUCAGACCAGGUUGCUCUCCUACAGCAGCAGGAUCCAGGAAAAUGGUAUAUACAAGAGUACAAGCUUACCCUUUCCAGUAUUAUUAGCUUCAGUUCUACAGCAAUGUUUCCCAUGACUUUAUGUCAUUAAAAAAAAACAAGCAAACAAACAAAAAAAACCCCUUUUUUUCAAAAAAACAUCUUCAAAUCUUUUAAAGUUUUGCUUAAUAAAGCUUGGCUAUGUUGAACUACAUUAUCUUUCUAGUUUUCCAGCCAAAUAUCUGACCCUUCAUUUUGCUGAGUUCUGGCAUUAAUCUCAAUUUGACUGUACAUGAAAGACAAAAAGACUGAACCUGUUUUAAAAUACCAGACCUCCAAAUGUGUUUCCAUUUUCAACAGACAGUGCAAAACACAGUAGGAAUUCCACAUUUCAGUGAUGCAAAAAAACUGUACUUGCUUUGCCAAUGAGGAGGAACUAUUUUAAUCUAAAAAGACUUGCUUAAAAAGCUAAGUUAAGGCUAAAGCUAAGGCUUGUUAUUCUCUCACUGAUCACUAUACAAAACCUGUCCAUUCACUGUAUCAUAUAUAGUUAGAUCUCUAAUUUGAAGAUUCAAAGUUCUGAUUAAUUAAUUCUAUGUAUAGUGAGCAGUAAAACACUCCAAGAAAAUGGCAAAUAAAAUUCUAGCAUAAAGAUAAAAAAAAUAAAGGGAUACCAUUCUGACACAGCUAUGUUUCAGAGCCAGCCAUUUAACACAGUUAAAACGUGUACUGCAAUACUAAAGCAUAUUUGCUGUGUCAAGACCACAGAAUCCGCAGAACCAGCCAAAUCCACACUUCUAUGUCUCAUCAGCGAAUAUGUGUUUGUGUCACAUCCUGGGGAUAAAUGCUGCCUCUCACCUGUUAGUCCUGAUCUGUCACGUACUGAGCCUAAAGCACAGCAAAGAGAAGCUGGUAUCGAAGACUACAAGGUCGUCCUGUUGUGCUGAGUUAUGAUUUAUGUUAGAUUUGAUUUGUUUUGAAGAAGCCUGCUUGUAAGGAAGCUGACUUGUGGAAUAAAAUAACUUCCAAUAAUCCUGUUAAGUGGAAAAGCUAUAAGGAAGGGGUAAAAGUAAAACAUAAAACAGAUACCUCAAAUAUCAUUAGGAAAGGGUACAAGAAGAGAUAAGUAAGUUUCAGAUACUAUGUAAAAGCAGUAUAAUAUUGUUGUGUUGUAACACCCAUACCGGUGCUGCAGUAACAUCUCUAACUGUGAAGUUACAGGUCAAACUGUACAGCAGAAGACAAAUAUUGAAAAUGCAUUUUUUCUGGUGGCCACAGCACUCUGACUCUGGAGUUUCAGCUCCCUUUACUUAAAAGGUUCAGCCCAAAAGCUUGAUAGGCAAUUAACCCAGAUAGGAGAAGGGUUUGCAAUGCUAAAAAAACCAGUGCUUACCUAGGGAUACUUAUUUUAUCACCGCUAUUCCAGAAGAAGAUAAGAUAUUUGCCCUCUAAAACCAGCUUUUACCAUCCCUCACGCGUAGAAAACUAUACAGCUAUCAAGAGAAAUAAUCAAAACUGUUCAUAGAGAGAUUAUUUUAUGAGGGUAUGCAGGAAAUGUGGGAUUCAAUACAAAGAAAGCGUGUCAUCAGCUCACGGAAAUUAGGCAGAGGAAAAUGG